GCGGUUUGCUCACCCGCCGGUGCUCCCUGAUGGUCAAGAGGACGCCCGGCACUGGGAAGGGCGGCGGCGGCGGCGGCGGCGGCGGCGGCGGUCCCGCCGAGAAGAAGCUCCAGACCAACAAGAAGGGAACCUUCAUCUUCACCAAGGUGGCUGACGGCCUCUUCGUGCAGCACAAGUGGGGCGCCAACUCGGGGCAGAUUGGCAUCCCGAACGAGUCACUAAAAGAGUUUGCGCAGCUGGUGCUCUCGAUGAGCGGGAAGGGCGGCGGCGGGAAGGGCGCGGCGAAGCCGGCGUCCAAGGGCGUGGCCAAGAAGGAGAAGAAGAAGAAGGAGCCCGAGAAGAAGCCCACGGCGGAGGAGCUCGACGCAGACCUCGGCGCCUACACCUCCGGCCGCGGAGGAGUGGAGGAGGCGCCUGCCCCGGCAGCGGAGGCGGCCGCGUAGGGCUAUCGACCGCGGCCGGGCAACCGGAUGGUGCAUGUCUCUCCCGGCCCGCCCUCUCUGCGGGUGGGCGGUCAACGUGUGGGUUGUGUUGGGCGCUGUGCUUGAGUCGCGCGUCAAACAGAUAUUUUAUAUUUUUCUUUUUCAUCCACACACAUACUUUGUGUCAAGAAAACACAAAC
This is a messenger RNA of Emiliania huxleyi CCMP1516, 622 nucleotides long. RefSeq lists its product as hypothetical. The record is from RefSeq and is a predicted model, not a curated record. Bases 30 to 443 code for a protein of 137 amino acids. Lineage: Eukaryota; Haptophyta; Isochrysidales; Noelaerhabdaceae. The transcript has 3 exons.